AUGGAUUUUGAUGAGCGGAUCUCUGGCUCUAAUAUGUAUUUACCGAGCUGCACUUACUACGUCUCCGGAACAGACUUCUCGGGUCUCCCUCAUUAUUUAACCCAGAGCCAGUCCUCCUGCCCCAUGACAUACCCCUACCAGUCCUCCGCCCUGCCACAGGUCCCGUCCGUCAGAGAUGUGGCGUUCAGAGACUAUGGGAUUGAUUCUUCCAGUAAGUGGCACCACAGCAGGGGGAGCCUGUCGCACUGCUACCCGGAGGACAUGGUUCACCGGGACGGCUGGACCAGCUCGACCUCCCGGGGGGCAGAGAUCCUGGUGAAAGGCUCCGGGGGCCACUCCGGCUCCUCCAACCCGACCUCCGGCUUCUACGGCAGCGUGGGCCGGAACGGCGUGCUGCCGCAGGCGUUCGACCAGUUCUUCGACACCGCCUACGGCAGCGCGGAGAGCGGCGCGACGCCCACAGCUCAGGCGGCGAACACGGACAGACACGCCGCCAAAACGAGCCCCGCUCCGGCGCACCCGGGCUCGGACUCGGCGGAGAGCUGCAGCCCCAAGUCCUCCUCCGGCCACAGCGAGGAGAAACAGAGCAGGAGCAGUGGACAGAGGACGCGCAAGAAGAGGUGUCCAUAUUCAAAGUAUCAGAUCAGAGAACUGGAGAGGGAAUUCUUUUUCAGCGUUUACAUCAACAAAGAGAAGCGCAUGCAGCUCUCUCGGAUGCUCAACCUGACAGACCGCCAGGUCAAGAUCUGGUUCCAGAACAGGAGGAUGAAGGAGAAGAAACUGAACAGAGACCGUUUACAGUACUACACCACAAACCCUCUGCUAUAAACACUGAACCAGAACCAGAACCAGAACCAGAACUCUGAGCUGCAGCGUCACACUCAUCACACACAUGUUACCUGGACAUGGAGUUUUUUAAUGUGCAAGAAUUCAUAAAGAAUUCUACUAUUUAUACACUAUUUUGUCAUUAAACACCGUUUGGCUCCAUU
Messenger RNA from Centropristis striata (black sea bass), 989 nucleotides. RefSeq names its product homeobox A11b (gene hoxa11b). The transcript has 2 exons. The record is from RefSeq and is a predicted model, not a curated record. Gene Ontology annotation, molecular function: RNA polymerase II cis-regulatory region sequence-specific DNA binding; DNA-binding transcription factor activity, RNA polymerase II-specific. Bases 1 to 828 code for a protein of 275 amino acids. NCBI's taxonomy places the organism in Eukaryota, Metazoa, Chordata, Actinopteri, Perciformes, Serranidae. Gene Ontology annotation, biological process: regulation of transcription by RNA polymerase II; anatomical structure development. Gene Ontology annotation, cellular component: nucleus.